UAAUUUGUUAAAACAGCAGGAAAAGGAAUGAAUGUGAUAUUAAUUUCAAAUCUUCAACCGACACUGACUCAUUUAGAAAUUAUAUUGGGUUGGGAGGCGCCGGCAAUUUAAUUCUUUCAUCUGAUUUGGUUGAAACCCACCAAACGCAAGAGGCACAAUUUCCCUUCUACUGAUUACAAGAAAACUUCACCAUUGAUAGACCCAAAACAAUCAGAGAGAAAUGGAAGAAAGCGACCGGAAAGUCCAAAUAUCCAACAGAUGGCUUCAAGCCCUAUCUAAGGGUACUACAGGUCAUCAACUGGAAGCCUUCUCCCUUGAUGGCCUUGAAAUUCUGGAGGCACACGAGGGUUUUAUUCGCUGUAACUUCGUCGUCUCCAAUCGCAUAUCUGACGGAAAUGGAAAUUGGCAUGUAGGAGCCAUGGCCACUCUAAUUGAUGAUGUUGGGGCGGCUGCCAUAUUCUCUUUAUCUGGCCAUGUCAAAGCAUCUCUGGAUUUCAGCAUUUCCUGUUACUCUACCGCUAAGAUUCAAGAAGAAGUUGAGAUAGAGGCAAAGGCUGUAGGAGAGAAAGGAAGGCUUAUGUCAGUAUUGAUAGAGGUAAGAAGAAAGGGUAAUGGAGAAUUAAUUGCUUUGGGUAAGCAAUGGAUGGCCUCUAAUAACAAUGCAAUUAAAGCAAGUAAGCUUUGAGCUUAGACCCUCGUCUAUGGUUCUUAUGUUGUUUCGUAUUAAUUAACAGAAUAUGUCAAAUUAAGACACAGUCAUUUUUGUAAUUGAAAAUGUGGUAAAACUAUUUUUACUGUUAUAUGGAUUGAUGCUGAGUAAUUUUUACA
Messenger RNA from Jatropha curcas, 828 nucleotides. RefSeq lists its product as uncharacterized. The record is from RefSeq and is a predicted model, not a curated record. Gene Ontology annotation, molecular function: fatty acyl-CoA hydrolase activity. Lineage: Eukaryota; Viridiplantae; Streptophyta; Magnoliopsida; Malpighiales; Euphorbiaceae.